CUGUUUGAUAUUUCCGGUUUGAAAGAGAGAACAGGAAAACCUCUUACAGAAGAAACACGUUUUUUUUUAAAUGAGUGUUUCGCUUGAAAGAUGCCGGCUGAUUUUUAAAAUUUUUUUUUAAUCUUCAAGCUCUUGCUGCAGUCAUAAGCAAGCAAGACAUCUUAAGUCGAGAAGCAGAUCGUUCAUUGGAUCGGUUCAACUGUGAGUAGUGAUAAUGGUGAGACUGCCUUAUGUGUGAUGCAACAGUUCAGGAAGUGAAACCUUUGCCACUUGUCAGAAUACAUGAAGCUAAUUCAAACACCCUCUGCCUUGCCGGUCCUUCAGUCCUCAGCUUCUCUCGAAAAAUGAAUGCACCAAUUAGAAUGGUCCUCCUGGGAAAAACCGGAUCUGGUAAAAGCAGCCUGGCCAACACAAUAUGCGGAGACCAGCUAUCACCACCAACCACACGAUCAACUCUGAAACAAGCCACUGCAAAGCCAUCACCAGACCCGUCGGUGGGAGAAACCUCACGGUCAUCGACAUCCCGGGUUUGUUUGACACGGACCAGCCGAAGGAGGAGCUGGAGCCUGAGAUAGUGAGGUGCAUCGCAGAGUGCGCUCCUGGGCCCCAUGUGUUCCUCAUUGUGCUCAAGGUGGAGAAAUUCACAGAGCACGAGAAGGCCGUCAUCGAGAAAAUCUGCACGUGCUUCUCUGAGGACGCUCUUAAAUACGCCGUGGUGGUGUUCACUCAUGGCGACCAGCUGCCUGAUUGGACGCGGAUUGAGGAGUUUGUCGGGCGCAAUAAGCUUGUGAGUGAACUGGUGAAGAAGUGUGGCGGCCGCUGCCACGUCCUGGACAACAAGUACUGGAACAAUAAGCAACAGGAGGAAUACAGGAGCAACCCGUUCCAGAUGGAGAGGCUGCUUCAAACUAUUGACACGUUGGUGAUGGAAAACGAGGGCAAAUGCUACACCAACGACCUGCUGCAGGCGGCCGAGGAAGAAAUAAAAGAAGAGGAGGAGAACAUUCGACUGGUCUCAGGAAACCUGCCGGAUGCAGAGAUCAGAGAAAAGGCCAAGAGAAGGGUUGCUGAUAAACUCUUGAUCACAUGUACGGGCCUUGGCGUUGGCGUUUUGUUAGGGGCCAUUUUUGGUGUGGUGGUCAUGGUUGGAGCAGUCCUUACUGUUUUACAGGAAUCUUCGAAGCCAGUAAAGCUGAGGAACGCGGCGGGCCAAAUAGCUGCAGCUUCAGCAGGGAUGGCAUUAGGGGUAGGAGGAACGGCGCUGGGGGGCGGUGUGGUACCAGCAGCGACGUGUUUGAGCGUCACAGCAGCAGUUGCUGCAACGGGAGCUGUUAAAGGUGCUUUAACUGGAUACGACGUGGCUGAAGGAGCAGAGACUCCAAAGGAAGCUGCACAGAAAACAGCAGAGGCUGUGAAGAAUGAGGCGCAGGUUUGCUUAGAUACGAUUAACCAGGGCUGGAACAAAGUUAUAGAAACAAAAUGUGAAAAGUCAGAGGAGGAGAAGUCAUUACUUUGUGACAAACUUGACUGAGAUCAUCUUUACUGGCUGUGUGGAUUAUUCUGGUUAACAUUUAAAGGAUCUUUUGAAACUGGAGAGGAGGGAAGAUGUGUCAUUUAUUGAAUCUAACUAUAAAUUGUAAAACUAAUCUGAUUGGAAUAAAACAUACAUAAAUGAGAUUGUUAAGCCUCUUGUCAUAUUACUUUAUUGUCCAGCCUUUACAUCUUUCCAUGUUUCCUGUGGUGAUUUCAAAUCUACAUUUAUUUAUCCAGGUCAAAAAGUUCACAAUUUUGAUGGACAGAUGGACAUUUUGUGUAAGAAAUAAUCUAAAUUAAUUACUAUAAUUAAAAAUAUUGCAUGUGUGAGUACUGCGAUUUACUCUAUCAUCUACUGUGUACACUUAAGCUUACAAUCAUUUCUGGCUUUGUCACGCUCAUUAAUAUUGAUUAAUGUGUUGAUUAUUUUGCUUCUGAUCCAGGUCAGAACGUCAUAAUUUGUGCAAUGUGAGGAAAUCAAAAGUAAGGAAUCACAUUAGAGUUGAGGGCAUGGAAAGAAAUGCUAAAAGAACAAUUGUUGUACUCUAAUAAAAACCUUUACAAGAA
This is a messenger RNA of Xiphophorus couchianus (Monterrey platyfish), 2100 nucleotides long. Its product is annotated as GTPase IMAP family member 7-like. The transcript has 2 exons. The record is from RefSeq and is a predicted model, not a curated record. NCBI's taxonomy places the organism in Eukaryota, Metazoa, Chordata, Actinopteri, Cyprinodontiformes, Poeciliidae. Bases 416 to 1531 code for a protein of 371 amino acids. Gene Ontology annotation, molecular function: GTP binding.